Molecule: messenger RNA, 927 nt
Organism: Eurytemora carolleeae
Lineage: Eukaryota; Metazoa; Arthropoda; Copepoda; Calanoida; Temoridae
Exons: 5
Coding region: 380-829 (149 amino acids)
Source: RefSeq, a predicted model, not a curated record
AAGGUACAAUUAUUCAUAUUUGGAAAUAUUAAAACUCUAUGAUUAAUGAACUUGAGAGUUAGAAAUUUAAACCAUAAGAUUUAAAAACUUGACAUUAAGAAUUUCCAUUUACUCUCUCUCUCUCUUUCUCUCUCUGAUACACUCCCCUCGUAAACUGUCAGUUCUCAGUAGAUCGAGCAGCUUUCAGGGCGUCAGCACAUGUGUGCACUUCAUUUUUGUUUUUGUUUGUUUGUAUACAAUAUUGUACGCAUUUUUAGUAUUCACUACGCGUCUCACUUCAUAAUUACAGCGUUCAGUGAUUUAAGUGUGCACUUAUAAGUGACCAGUGAGAUACAAGUGCCAUGGUGAUCCAAGUGAGCUGAAAUAAGUGACGCUAUAAAUGGAAAAGCGAAGUGAUAUAUCAAUUACUGUAGAGGAGGUGCCGGGAGGGUGCAGUAAUAACUUGUUUGUAUCGGGGGAUUGCAAUGAGAAUGUGAUGAGUGGGGAUGAUGUUGCCACCUCCUGGAAAUGCGGAAACUGUACAGGCGACCCAUCAGGAGAAGGGUUUCCGAAAAAAAGUUCUCUGACUGUAGCGGAGAAACCAACCUCUUUAGGGUUGGAUAAACCUACCUAUUCACCUGCUCCGUCUCCUCAGGAAACAUGGAAUAUCUCAGGACCAAUGAUAUUGAGAUCAGAUAUCCGUGAAGCAUCUCAGUCUCCCUGGUUACAGAAGGAGAUACAGAAGGUGUUGAGCAGUGGUGGAAAUUAUCUCCAGAUUCCAACUGCUGGAAGUACAAGGAGGAGACACUCGUGGAUUUGCGGGUCCGAACUUUUUAAAACAACUCGAUAGCUAAUUUUUCAUGAUAUAUUUUAUUCCUUUGAUAUAAAAAUUGUUCAGAAAUAUUCUAACAACUUAUUUGGAAAAUAAAGUUUGAUAUAUUUCCCGAA